Messenger RNA from Harpegnathos saltator (Jerdon's jumping ant), 2120 nucleotides. It is a transcript of the gene oys, whose product is annotated as lysophospholipid acyltransferase 6. The record is from RefSeq and is a predicted model, not a curated record. Gene Ontology annotation, cellular component: membrane. Lineage: Eukaryota; Metazoa; Arthropoda; Insecta; Hymenoptera; Formicidae. Bases 281 to 1783 code for a protein of 500 amino acids. Gene Ontology annotation, molecular function: acyltransferase activity. Gene Ontology annotation, biological process: lipid modification. The transcript is spliced from 11 exons.
CGAGCACUUUGCUCUCGGUUGUAGUCAUUCUAUCGCACGCACGUUGUCACGUCGCGCUAUAUCCCGCGUUGUAUACAAGUAUUUGUCAGGUGUCAUAUCUGACUACGUCACGUAUCGGCUGCCACCGAUCGUCGGUCGAUACCUUCGCAUCUCUCUCUUUCUCUCCCCUCUCUCUAUAUUUCUUUAUUUCUCUUAACCUUCCAUCUCUCUUCCAUCUCUCGUCGCGAAUCUGACAAUCGUUUACGCGACCGCGACAUUGGACCAUUUCCGAUCAUUGACCAUGGCCCCGGCCGUGGAUUACUAUGAUGGCUUUCGCACCUUCUCCUGGCUCGCGGAUUUCAUAGGAUUACCGAUCGACCAGGUAAAUUUCGUCUUGACGCAAUUCACAGCGCUCAUACUAGCCGGACUAUUAAGAACGUCUUUGAGCCCCAUCGCCACUACUCCAGCUGCCAGACAUGUUUAUGGCCUCACCAUCGGCCUUGCUCUUGGAUAUUUCUGCUUUGGCAGGCAGGCUAUCCAUCUCGCUAGUCUUCCCGCGCUAUGUUAUAUAGCGAUGCGCACACAGAAUCCUCGUCAUAUGCAGAGGGUCGUCCUCGCAAUAGCGUUGAUCUACUUAUCGUGCAUUCACUGUCACCGGCAAAUCUACGAUUACGGGUCGUAUACGCUUGACAUCACCGGUCCUCUUAUGGUUAUAACGCAGAAAGUAACUAGUCUGGCGUUCAGCAUUCACGACGGACUUACGCGGCGCGAGGAGGAGCUGACACCGAUGCAGCGUCAUCAGGCUGUACAAAAGAUGCCGACCGCUCUGGAAUACUUCAGCUACGUCUUUCACUUUCAAGCUCUGAUGGCCGGCCCAGUGAUAUUCUAUCGGGACUAUAUCGAUUUUAUACACGGACACCAUAUGCCCGGUGCACAAUCUUUGGUUGGCUUCUACGACAAAAAGAGUCAAGGGUCCGAAAUCAUAUUAGAGCCAUCUCCGACGCUAAUCGUAAUAAAGAAAAUCAUGGCGAGUUUAAUAUGCGCCGUUGUAUUCAUCACAUUUAUUCCUAUCAUCCCAAUACAACGCGUGAAAGAGGACGAAUUCCUGAGCAACACAACUGCCGUUUACAAAGUGUGGUAUUUAAUGUUAGCAACUAUGCUUGUGCGUUUUAAAUAUUAUUACGCUUGGAUAUUCGCCGACGCCAUAUGCAAUAAUUCCGGCUUCGGAUUCAACGGAUAUGACGAGCACGGUAAUGCGCGCUGGGAUGCAGCAUCCAAUGUCGACGUUUACAAGUUCGAGAUGUCGCUCAAUUUUAAGAGCAGCAUUGAGCACUGGAACAAACGCACAAAUCUGUGGUUGCGAUUAGUAGUGUACGAGCGAGUCAGACACAACAAAAUAUUUUAUACAUAUUUCUUGUCUGCUCUCUGGCACGGCUUUUAUCCCGGUUAUUAUCUUACAUUUGCAAGCGGAGCAUUCUUUACCGUUGCAGCGCGUUCGGUUCGUCGUUACGUUCGGCCGUUAUUCCUGGAGUCUGAACGAAAGCAGACUUUUUACGACAUAUUGACAUUUAUCGCUACGAGAGUUAUAAUGGCCUACACGACGUUCAGCUUUGUAUUAUUAGAAUUCGUGCCAAGCAUCAGAGUGUACCUGUAUUUGUACCUGUUCCCACAUUUAUUGGGUUUAAUUGCGAUAAUUUUACUACCCCGCAUGGGACUAUUACGAAAAACGCACAAGCCGACCGCGAAAGCUGAGAUCGACCACUCUGUAGCGGCCAGCAACGGAAACACGUACAAAACGAUGUAGUUUCCGGCGCGACGUUGCCGCAACUUACGAAAGACAAAUAUUUUUUAUGGACGUUUUUUAUAUAUAUAUAUAUAUACACACACACACAUGCGCGCCCACACACACACACACACACACACACACACACACACACACACACAUAUACACAUAUAUGAAUGUAUAAAUGUACCUAUAUAAUGAUAUUUCUUGUUACAACGCAUUACAGAUGUGAAAGUUUAUCGAUAACGUACGACACACGUGUUCGUGUAGAACAUUAUUAUCGAAACCGAUGUAUCAUUUUUAUAUGACAGAUGAGACAAAUUUUAUAAUUCGCCUAAAUAUAUGGCCGUUUUAUCUA